AUGGAUGACGAGAUGCGGCGCGCAGUGGUGGCAUCCAUGCGGGAGCAGCAGCAGGAGCCGGAGGAGCAGCAGCAGCAGCAGCAGCAAGGCCCACCCCCCGGGGCGCGGACCGCCGACGUGAUCGAGAUCCCUGACGACGACGACUACGAGGACCCCGAGGGGGCGGCAGGGGGCGGCGAUGAGGAGGGCGAUGACGAGGACGCGGCGCUCAGGAGCCUGGCGCGGCGCAGGGCGGCGGCGGUGGAGGCGCAGCGGGAGGCCACCAGGCGGCGGGAGGAGGAGGAGCUGGAGCUGGCUGAGAGGGCGUUGCUGGGAGCAGGCAUCCCGCCAGACCUCGCCGUCGCGGGCCGCUCCGCCAUCAGGCGCGCGGCCGGUGGUCCCAGCGGCAGCGGCGACGCGUUUGGCGCCUUUGGCGGCAUCCCUUUGGGCGGGGGCCCCUGCGGCGGCCGCUUUGGACCCGAGCCCAGCGGCGUGGCGGGCGCGGCGCUGGGAGAGGGGUCGUGGGCGGCCGCCGUUGGUGGGCAGGGGGACGGGGUUGACGCGAGUUUCGACGUGCCGGACGGUAUCGACAUGGAGGAGGCGCGCAUGCUUGAGGCCGCCAUGCUGGGCGUGCCCUACACUGGCCGCAUCCCCAGCGCGCGCGCGGGCCCCGCAGCACCCGUGGACCCGGAGGCGGCCGCGCAGCGCGCCCUCAGGGCAGAGCAGGACGAGCUGUUUGAGGAGUCGCUGGCGGCAGACAGGGCCAAGCAGGAGUCCCUGCGCGAGGCGCAGCGGCAGGAGGAGGACGCGGCCGCAGCGGCGGCGGCGGCAGAGGCUGCCGAGGCGGCGCGCCUGGAGGACGCGGCGCAGCGGCUGCGGCAGCUGCUGGCCUCAAAGGCGGCCGCCCUCCCGCCGGAGCCGCCGGCAGGAGAGGCGGGUACAAUCCAGGUGGUGGUGCGGCUGCCAGAUGGCGCGCGGUUCGGGCGGCGCUUCCGGCUGUCAGACCCCCUGAGCGCCGCGUUUGAUUUCAUCGACCUGCGCAGCUGCGGCGACGGCGGCAGCGACAGCGGCGGCGGCGGUGCGGCCGAGCCCCGCGAGGGCGCGCGGCGUCCCGGCAGCUACCGGCUGGUGACCCAGUUUCCGCGGCGCGUGUACGAGGAGGCGCAGGGCAGCAGCAGCUUUGGUGAUGCCGGCAUCACGACAGACACCGCGCUCUUCCUGGAGGCGCUGUGA
Molecule: messenger RNA, 1212 nt
Organism: Monoraphidium neglectum
Lineage: Eukaryota; Viridiplantae; Chlorophyta; Chlorophyceae; Sphaeropleales; Selenastraceae
Exons: 6
Coding region: 1-1212 (403 amino acids)
Molecular function (GO): ubiquitin binding
Source: RefSeq, a predicted model, not a curated record